Molecule: messenger RNA, 534 nt
Organism: Ostreococcus lucimarinus CCE9901
Lineage: Eukaryota; Viridiplantae; Chlorophyta; Mamiellophyceae; Mamiellales; Bathycoccaceae
Exons: 1
Coding region: 1-534 (177 amino acids)
Source: RefSeq, a predicted model, not a curated record
AUGAUCACGCUGCGCACGCGAUUGAACGAACGCGUGGCCAAGGCGAACGCGUUCGCGAAGUUUUUAGAGAAAACGCUCGUGGAGCGAGACGCGGAUUUGGUAAACGCGAGACGCGCGUUGGCGCGCGCGGCGAUGGAGGCGGAGACGCUGCGGGGACUGGCCGAGGACGCGCGACGCGGGAACGGUGCGCCCGACGCCUUGAUCGCCCGACUCGAUCGCAUGGCGAAAGCGCUCAAGGAAGACGCCGACGACGCCGAUGCGCACUGCCUGCGCCAAGUUCCGGUGGCUUGGCAAGGCAACGCGUCGGACGUGCGCCUGAUGGGAUCGUUCGACGACUGGACGCGAGGCUUUCACUUAUCGCCCGAGUGGCACGGCCACGGCGACGGCAUGAGCGACACGUUCGCGUGCACGUGUUUACUCCCGCCCGGGACGUACGAGGUUAAAUUUUUAGUCGACGGCGAAUGGCGCACGACGGAUGAUUGGAAAACCGUCGGCGAAGGUUUCGAGCGCAACAUGCUUCUCGAAGUUCGCUGA